UUUAUGAACCCACGACUCAGAGGAAAAGGAGAAGGCCGAGAAGAGAGGCGACGAUGAGUUUCUCGGAUAUCUCCCUUCGUGAUCACGCUGGGCUGAUGAACCUACCCGCCGUUUCCGCCGCCGAUGACACGUUGCGUUCCCGGUGGGUGCAUAAGAUUGUCCGCUGCUGGAGGACCGACGACGAUGACGCCUCUGGCAGUGGCGGGGGCGGCGCCGGUUCGGCUGCGGUGGAAUGCUACGCCUGCACCCAGGCCGGCGUCCCGGCCUUCCAUUCCACCAGCUGCGACCGUGCCCACCCGCUCGAGUGGGAGGCGAACGCUGGGUCGUCGAUGAUACCCAUCCAGCACCACGUGGCCGCCAGGAGACCGACCGAGGGUGCAGGACGGCGGCGGCGACGGCGGCCCGCCUGGGUGUUCGGGCCGGUGCUGGAUCCGCGGAGCGGGGGCGUGCAACAGUGGAACCGUGGGCUGCUGCUGGCGCGGGCGGUGGCGCUGGCGGCGGACCCGCUGUUCCUGUACGCUGUGGGGGUGCGGGGGAACCGGGGGUGCGUCGAGGUGGACGGCAGGUACGCGGCGGCGGUGGCGGCUGUGCGCACCUGCGCGGACGCGGCACAGGUAGUUCACGCGUGGGUGCAACUGCGGCUGGCGUACGUGUCGCGGGAGUCGCUGGUGGUGGGGUGCGGCAAGCUAGUCUGGGACCCCAAGGCCAUCGCCGCUCACUACCUCCGCUCCGCCACCGCCUUCUGGUUCGACCUCUUCGUCAUCCUCCCCAUCCCUCAGGUGUUCUUCUGGUUGGUUCUGCCGAGAUUGAUUAGAGAAGAAGAGAUGGAGUCGAUAGCAAACAUUUUGUUGCUGAUACUCUUAUUCCAGUUUAUUCCCAAGGUUUGCCACAGCAUAUGCAUGAUGAGGAGCAUGCAGCAGGUCACUGGUUACAUCUUUGGAACCAUCUGGUGGGGCUUCGCCCUCAAUUUGAUUGCUUAUUUCAUUGCCUCUCAUGUUACCGGGGGUUGCUGGUACAUUCUUGCAAUCCAACGUGUUUCCUCGUGCCUCCAACAGCAAUGCCAGAAGAAGAACAACUGUGGCUUUGCAUCACUGGCAUGCUCCAAGGAAGCUUGUGAUCGGCUUCCAUUGCCAUCUGGGGUGGAUCGAGCGUCCUGCUAUAAUAAUGUCACCUCCAUCAGAAACCAGAAUGGUGUAUGCUUCAGUGCCGAUGGACCCUUUGCUUACGGUAUUUAUGAUGCGGCUCUCCCUGUUAUUUCCAGCAACUCCCUCACUGUCAAGGUUCUCUAUCCUAUAUGUUGGGGCCUCAUGACUCUCAGCACAUUCGGCAACAAUCUCGAACCCACAAGUCAAUCGCUUGAGGUGAUGUUUGGUAUUGCAACUGUGUUAGGUGGCCUCAUGCUCUUCACCUUGCUGAUCGGAAACAUUCAGGUGUUCUUGCAUGCAGUCAUGGCUAGGAAGAGGAAGAUGCAGCUGAGGUGCCGAGACAUGGAAUGGUGGAUGAAGCGGAGGCAGCUCCCCUCGCGAUUGCGGCAGAGAGUGAGGCAGUACGAACGCCAGAGAUGGGCUGCAAUGAGAGGGGAGGACGAGGUGGACCUGGUUAAAGACUUGCCGGAAGGGCUGCGGCGAGACAUCAGGCGCCAUCUCUGCCUUGAUCUCAUCAAACAGGUGCCUUUGUUCCAAAACUUGGACGAUCUCAUCCUCGACAACAUAUGUGACAGAGUUAAGCACAUGGUGUUCUCCAAGGACGAAAAGGUGAUCCGAGAAGGAGACCCCGUGCAGUGCAUGGUCUUCGUCGUCCGCGGGCGCCUGCAGAGCAGCCAACGGCUCAGCAAAGGGGUGGUGGCGACGUGCAUGCUGGGCCCUGGAAACUUCCUCGGCGAUGAACUCCUCUCCUGGUGCCUUCGCCGUCCCUUCACCGAUCGCCUGCCUGCUUCCUCCGCCACCUUUGCGUGCGUCGACCACACCGAGGCCUUCGGAUUAGACGCCAACGACCUGCGAUACAUCACCGAGCACUUCAGAUACAAGUUCGCAAACGAUCGCCUCAAGAGAACAGCGAGAUACUACUCGACCAACUGGAGAACAUGGGCGGCCGUGAACAUACAGCUCGCUUGGCGGCGCUACAAGACCAAGACAAGAGCGACGAGGGAUCAGCCAGCCGAGCUCGGUGACAACGAGCAACGCCUUCGGCUGUACGCUGCCAUCUUCAUGUCAAUCCGACCUCAUGAUCAUCUCGAAUAGUUGACUCCUUCGGAUCUGCAAGCAAAAUAAUGCCAAUAAAUGAAAGAAUUAGACAAGAAAGAAUAAUUUCAUGAAGGUUUGCUAUAUUUUAUUUUGGUGGUGGAAAAGGUUAGGAAUAAAUAAACAUUUUAAUGAGUUACAAAAGGUAUUAUAUGUUUUUUUUAUCUUUUAAUUACUGUA
Musa acuminata subsp. malaccensis (wild Malaysian banana) is the source of this 2420-nucleotide messenger RNA. RefSeq names its product cyclic nucleotide-gated ion channel 2-like. The record is from RefSeq and is a predicted model, not a curated record. Lineage: Eukaryota; Viridiplantae; Streptophyta; Magnoliopsida; Zingiberales; Musaceae.